AUGAGCUUACCAAGCACCCCUGGAGGUCCAGGUGCUGUGUUUGGUGGCGCUGUCGGGCCCUUGGGCUUCAAGAAGCGCACGAAGGUGGUUUUUCUGAGUCCAGCAGAGAUUACCAACUGGAAUCGGCUAGAAGACUGCACAGAGCAGAAAUUAAUUGAUCAGAGCGACAUUUUGAAGUACGAGGAACUAUUAAAGAAUAGCUCUCCAUCUGUUUCCAAAUGUGUGUCCGAUACCCAAGGACCACCACCAAAGAAAAGGGGGCGGCCGAAAGGCUCCAAAAAUGGAAUGCGCAAAAAGCCCAUCGAUCCGUCACAACCUUGGCUUGAGGGAAAUGAAUCGGACGAUGUUGACGCUGGACUCGAAGGUGAAUUAGACGAUGACGAGUACUUUCGCAGACUAGAAGAGGAGAAGCUACGUGAGGAUGAAGAGGAAGCCCUUCGAAAAAAACGAGCUGCACAAGCCCGUUUAGCUUUACGGAAAAAGUCCACUGGCAGCACCCGCAAUAGGUCAUCUACUCGGCGCCCCGGACGAAGUAGUUCUAGUGUUAAUUAUGCCGCGAUGGCAGGAAUCACGGAAACAAGUGAUAGUGAUGGUCUUAGUGAGUAUGGUGAGGGCACUGUUUCCUCCAUCGGUGGUUCACGAGUGGGGCCAGAUGAUAUAGAAAGCACUCGUGAACUUUAUCCUCAUGAUCAAGAAGAGGAACCGGACGAACUUUCAUAUGAACCAGGUUUUACUCGUGAGUUAUCGCCUACUGAGUCUCUUCCUGGUUCAAGACAUCCUUCUGAAGAAAGGGACUUUGUUGGUACGGAAGGUGAUGAAACCUUCAGACUAGAUCCCUCCAGAUCCACAUCUGAUCCGAUGAUCUCCAUGACUCCGACCGAUCCUUUUACAAUUGCAAUGUUAAAUGUCGACCCAAUUCAGCUGUUGUACCAAUCACCGUGUCUUUCACUUCCGCCGUCGGCCACCGAUCUGGUGUGCCCCAGUCGCCUUCUUUUAGACGCAUUUUCAGUGUACGAAAUUCUAAUUCGCUAUGGCCGCCUCCUUCGGCUGUCUCCCUUCAGGAUUGAAGAUUUUCUGGCUGCCCUUGUGGCUAACGAAAAUUCCACUCUGCUGUCAGAAAUCCACAUCGCUUUGCUGAAGUCAAUUAUCCGUGAAGACGACGCAGCUGGGACUCUGAUGUAUUCGGCAGAUUGCAAAGACUCCGUUAGCAUUACUCUUUACUCAAUUGAUCGUUUUACAUGGCCCUACUUGCUGGCUGCUUAUCUGAACAGCAUUAAAUCCUCGGAAGCAAACGCGCAGGUCGCCGCAUCCGGACUAGGCGCAUUAAGCAUGGCUGCUGCGUAUGCUGCCGGAGCGGCUGGAUGUGGGCCGACGGGUGGUGGCGGGGCUGACACGGUUCUGACUGCGGCGCUUUUCCCUUCGGAUUCGAUUCCACUGGAUCCGGCUUAUCCACUCGUGUCAGUUGACAGACGACUGGCUGUGCUCAGCGGUCUGACCAACCUACUGCUUGCCACAGGCCCAGUGCGUGGCGAUGUGUUACGCGAUGGAUUCCUGCCCCAUGAAGAUCACUGCCGGUUUUGUCAUCUAAGCGGGGACUUAUUGUGUUGUGAUGGUUGCACUGCGGUGUAUCACCUGCGUUGUCUUCAACCACCCCUCUCUGUUGCACCUGCGAGUAAUUGGCUUUGCCCGGCUUGCGUAAAAGAUCAGACUGUUGGAGUGACAGACUGUCAAUCGGAAGCGGAGCGCGCAGGCAAAGUGCAUCGGAGGGAGCCCCUUGGAACUGACCGAGCUGGACGAGUGUAUUGGUACAUCGGACGCCGAUUGGUUGUUGAACCUGUGUGUUAUGCUCAGAAAGAGCCCCAUCUUCUCAAUUUGUCUGAUGGAAAAUUUGACCCUAGUUGGCCUGAAAAACACUUCGCACGUCUUCUCCAAACCGACGAGCUAGAACCGCUUCCUCAGUGGACCGGUGAUGGCGACGCCGAUCACCAACCCGAUGAUGCUUCGCCAACUCACUCCACCUCCUUGCUUGACUAUAACGGUGAACCCCCUGUCUACUACUAUAGCUCAUUUGAGCAGGUCACAGAACUGCGCCAUCGCUUGUGCCCGCGAUGGGAACCGUGGCUAUGCCAACGGCUAGACACAUUGCUUCCACGAAUGAUGUCCGAAAUGAGCCAUACCCAGCUUCUGACGGCGAAAGGUCUCGAGUUGUUUUGUCAAAUCGAACCGAAUUGUAAUGUAAUCAGUUCGUCGAACCCCUCUUUAAGUCACAAUCAGCGAAAUGUGUUUUCUCUGUUGGAACUUGAGACCGCUAGAAGCAAAUCGAGAAUGGCUUCUGGCUCAAAUGCUACUGACCGCAGCAUCUCACAGUGUCCAGUCGUUUGCGCCUUUGAAGCUGUCAGCAAAGGACCAUGGUAUUCCGGUAACUUUCCAGCCGGCAUUCCUGUGACGGACAACGACGAUGAAUCCGACUGCGGAGUCUUGGUUGCACCCGAUGAAGCUUCUUGUCUAGUACGGAAUCAGGACGCUGUUGUUACUCGCGUACCAAGGUCGGAAGAUACUGACACAAAAACCCCUACCACAGUUCUCGCAGAGGUUGAUUUGAUGUCAUUAUCCACUCCGCUGUUCAAUUCCGAUUACUUCAACACGACAGACACUGCAACAAGGGUGGCUUAUCGAUUGUCUGAUGAGGGUCUCUGGAGAUCUUGGAACAAUACCUACUCAGUUGGUUUCGUUGCUGAUACAAAGCAGCAAUCCAUGGGUAACUCUUCCAAGUCACAUAGUACUUCCCGGAAGCAGCCAGAUGAUCAGGUAUCAUCCAGCGAUGACAAUCAUGCUGCAUCUGGUGUGUCGGGGAAUUUAGCUCUCACUCGGGCUCAGUUUAUGGAGGAAAAAGAGCGCAAGCGUCUUUUGGGCAACAAAUUCAGUUUGUCCGAUUUAGCAACAGAUCUCUGGCAGUAUCUGGAACCUCCGAUCGUGCACGACCAUCUUACUCGCUUCGUAGCCUUCUUGAAGAUACCUUGGGAGCUGGACGAGCGACCGUUUUCUCCCUCUUGGUCUGCCUCUUUUCCUCGAAUGCUCCACGUGAUUCGUCUCACGUUAUCUUACUUUGAAGCUCAAAUCCCUUUGAAUUUUUACCUACCUGCAUGGCGUUUCUAUCGCAAAAGAUGGCUUCGGGAUGUACUGCAUUCGAAAAACUCGUCGGACCUGGCCUCUUUGUUGGCACAGUUUGAGGCCGCUAUUCGGCCGGUGUGCUUCCAACGUGUGUGGUUUAAUGCAUUAGGCCACAUUACUUUUGAACGUACAACCGCCGCCCAAAGAGAAGAGGACCGCAGACUUCGCCUAAUGGAUCGAUCAGGUGCCGGCGGUAAUCAAUCGAAUGCGUCUUCCAUUUCAUCAAAUAUCAUUCGAACCAAAACGCCACGACCGGUACGACACACAGUUUGGAAAUUCCGCGGGGAGGAAUAUCGCCGUUUGGGCGGUGAUGGCUGGUUGUGGCUGAGUUCUACGCGCCGGUCUCCUGCAAAUGAAGCAGAGCUAUUGUCUUCCAUUUAUCCACCACUUUGUUCGCCAGUUGGCACACCUUCAACUGUCCCCGAAUCCAGUCUUUCGAGGAGGAUGCUGAACCACCGUGGACUGCAACAUGGAAUCGGAUGGGGUGUAUGUCCAAAUUAUCUGCAGGGACAAGUUCCUAUUAAACCUCCCAGACCAGGGGAAUGUCGCGGACAUGUUCUUCACCCCAUCACUGGCAUUCCACUAUACCUCAAUCCUCGACGAGUCCCAUUUAUUAUACCUACGGACGAAUUACGGCUCAUACAGAGUUUGGCGGCGCCUUGGGAAGCAGUAGAGGCAUCUCUGUCAUGCUCCGCAACUCCCGGACAUGAAUCGAAGUCGCAGCCCAAGGAAGAUCCUGUUAACUCUAGUCCCCAGAUUUCUGCAACAGAAUAUCCUGUUAGCAAUUCUCCAGUUUCAUCUAAUGGACAGAAAAUCAAUUCAGUGAAAACUGAGACGGUAAAUGGAAUGAAUUCUGUGUCCAUUGGACCUUCGCUCACUGCAGUCCCCGAACUGUCCUCCUUGGAUGAGCCGGUGGUGCUUAAUGUGUCUUAUUGUUUGCGUGAACGAGUUCACUUUCCACCCCUUCCUCGGCGGCCAACCACUUCACGCGCUGCAUCUCGCCGCCUACGAUUUCGCUUAGACGAUCUACUCAAUAAGAGACAGACGGUUGCCGAGACGGAUAAACGCAAUGCGUCAGCCGCAGAGGCGACUAUGCGGUCAUUGGAGGUCGAACUCAGCGAAAUUGAAGGAAGGCGAAGCCAGCUGUCCGAGCGAUUAGUUCAACUAAAUGCAGAUGCUCAAGAGGCACGGACGGCCAAGGCGAAAGCGAUGAAAGCUAAGAUGGCUGGCGAUACAGAACCAUCGGCCGUGAACCGUGAUUCGGAAUCGGGAACUACGGACCAACCACAUACGAAUUCUUCUCGACAACUGAUCCAGCACUCUGUGGUGACACUUGAAAACGGGCCCAAAUUCCGUGUCAUUACUUCACGCCUCCCCAAUCAACCGGUCUACGCACCCUUCAUAGAUCAGACGUCCAAACGUCCAUGUCGUCAGCCCCCAUCCAGACCGAAACGCAAGCGAUCCGACGACGAUGACUACAGUUCAGAUGAUAAUUGUGGUUCCAAUGGCGGUUUACAACUGAGGCGUAGUGCUCGUAGGCAGCGAGCGACGCGCCCGGAUCCCGAUUUCGUUGUCGACUUCGAUGACGAAGAGGAAGGCUCACCUGAUGGCAGUGCUGCCGAUGCGAAUUCGGACUGCGACUCGCAGUCAGCUUUCACAGAUCAUGAACACUACGCUGUCCGCGGUGGAGGAGAUCACACUCAGAUCUGUCGUCAGUUACCACAGUAUGAUGGUGUCGGUGAUGAAUGUUCUGGGGAUGAUGACGAAUGCACCUCUCCCGAAUCUGACAUUCUCUCAGAUAGUGCCUCCGCACACCCAAUGGGAACAUUUUCUGACAACUCUGAAGAUCAGAUGUUUGAAGAUGUUACUCUGAAUGCUUCUGUAUUUCAACGCAAACCUGUGUUCAGACCCCCGGUAAACGUUUCAACGCAGUCCUCAUUGCCGUCAUGUACUACUUCCACGGCUGUAAACAUCCAAUCAGCGAUUGAUGCGAAGAUAUCUACCAACUCGUCAGCAUCUGCGGCAUGUUCAAACGAUGCCUCGUCUACUUCAUCGGCUGUUGGUGUUUUGACGACGUCUACUUCUGGAUCCACCGACACAUUGCGCUUGCUCUUCACCUCUCCAACUACUCAAGCUCAAUCACAGCCAACAUCGACAGGAUCCACUCUCAAGUGCGUUUCAACCACCUCUGCGCCUAUCGUGUUCCCACGUGGAGUGCGUCUGCUACCUAAUGUUCAUCCGAGUUCCAUUAUUUCCAGCCCACUACGCCUCUUGGAUGGGAAGAUUGUUCGGGCCACUCCUUCACUGCAGCCAAACAUUACCAUUAACCGACUCCCUGCAUUCGUAACUCCUAUCUCAACUGUGGAUUCUAGUGCGGUUCGUGUCAUCAUUUCGUCCGCUUCGUCUACGGAUAAGAGUAUCACUUCAACAAGCACAGCUGCUCCUACGGUGUCGAGUUCAUUUCGCGACACAUCGACCGCCUACACAAGCACAUCGGAUACCAGCGUCUCCAGCAUUCCCUCUAACACCCUUUCAUCUGUGGCUACUCGCUAUCAGCCCGCUAUUUUGAGGCGGACACUGGCCACUGUGUCUCCCGCUGUGGGCAAACCUGUUGCUUCUCCCACAGAAUUCAAAUUCUUCACCAUUCCCCAAUCGCAAUCAGUUGCAACCACUGUCGCGUCGAGUACCGCGCGGCAAGUAGUGUGUGGAGAUCUUACUGCUCGGCUGAUUGGUCAGCCGAAAACCACACCGGAUGCAGAUGCACCACAAAGUCGUCGAUCUCUGGCCAAAGCGGAGCACGUGCGCAACAUCCCGUUGGUGGAAAACCGUGUCGCACCCCUGACAGCAUCAGUUCUGAUUGCUCCACGCAUUUUACCAAAACCGAACGGAGCCGUGAGCACAGCGUCACCCCUACGCUCACCGCUAUCCAGCAGUGCGCAGGUCACGUUGGAAAAGGCGGUGCAGGAGGCGUCUGCACAGCUAAAGCAAAUCGAAACUGAAGCGAUAUCAGUCAAGUCGGAGCUCGCAUCGAUGGAGCGUAAAAUGGUGGAAUUGCGAAAAGAAUUGAGCCGUCAUUCAAAACUGCGCUUUCAAGGACAGCCAUCCACUGCACAGCCCUAUUCGCUCUAUCGGCGCAACAAGGAUAUCACAUCUGAGGUACCGGACACCGUAGUACUUCCUUCACAACUCCCACCAGUGAACACUUACGUUUGGCCUCCUGUCAAUUGGCCAGAGGAUCACAGGCGGCGACCCAGCACAAGCAGCCUGUUCCGAUGGGAUGCCAGAAAUCUCCGGUCCUUGAUUCUCGCGGCGGGUCGACGCGAACUCUCCGGAUACGAUGUAGAGAAGAAAAGACUUGCUCAGGUGGUUUGGCCAUAUCCGUCCGCCAAGCCAACACUGUCGGAGGCAUGGCGCUUCCGCCUCAGCCAUCUUCGGCUCGGUCCCGAUCGGAACGGCAAGAAACCAAGUCAACUGUCCAAAUGCAGUCUUGACUUAGCCAAUUUGGCCUUGUUGUUGCAUACUCUAUGGUACUGCAUCCGUUGGGAUGAAAUGUUGAUGGACCCCUCGGAGGAUAACGAUCACAUCAUGGAUGCAGAGGGCCAUCCUUGUUUACGGGAAUUGAUGGACUAUGUAGAUUCAGGCAGCUUGAAGUCCGGAGAACCUGCUUACUGCACCCGAAAAAUUGUGGGCGUCAGACCAUUGGACAGGUUUUGGCAACGAGUCACCUAUCUCGUUCAUUUAACACACACCGUCCCGUCGGGUAACACAAAAGCCAAAAAAUCUCGCACUAACAGUCGCGCUUCUCGAGGCCCUGACCGCGGUACGAUCUCCAGGCGAUCAGCUAAGAGUAAGGCUUCUUCGGGAUCCGAUUCCCCGGCUACCUCGCCCCAACCUCGGCGACGAGGUAAAGGAGGCAAAGCGUCCGGUCAAGAUCCCGAUUAUGAUCCCGCUCAUGAUGAGGGCUGGCGUGUAGGAGUUCCGUGUCCUAAUUUAACUGGUCGGCGAAGGGCUUUUGAUCGUAAUCGGCAACGUUCUGGCUAUGAUUCGGAAGACGACGACACACUGGGCCCUGGCGGCGACGGCGAUCGACAGGUGACCGACUCUCGAGGUAACAAAAGCAAAGCAAAAACCAAUGCUGAGAAGUCGCAACGCGAGCUCCACGUUGAAGAGCAGUGGAUGUCGGAAGAAAGUUUCAGGCUCUGGGAAAUACGUUGCUUUAUGGAUGAAUUUUUACCUCCAAAUAUGGAUUAUCUAGAAUCGCUGAAUUCUGCUCCAGGCAACCUCGAUGUACCAGUUUUGCGCCGUCCCUUCCGACUUCAGACCCCCGCAUCAGAAGUCGUUCCACCGUCCACUGACGGAAUGGAGCCACCACCGCAGCACACCAACGACAUAACUGACUUUGGGGUGAAUACUACUGGCACCACUUUGGACACACAUUCAAAAUUGCCCACGUGUUCAACUUUGGUCGGCGCACUUAGUGGCCCACAGCAGUUUCAGCGCGUUUCUUGGGUUGUGGAACCUGAUCGUCGUCGCCUCGUUGUGCCUGACACGAAAUUAGCUCAAUCUUCCGAUGGUAUUCCCCCCGCACCAGUCCGCCGACGUGUUCGUGAGAACAUUUCAUUAGAGGGUGGCCUACAGCCUGAAAAUCUUGAUUCGCCGUUCGUUCUUGAUGCGAAAUCCAAAGCCCGCUCUAUAGCAGCAAUGCGUGCUGCCAAAGCCUCGGUUGCUGCUCGCAAAUUGAAGGCAGAACGGAUACUUUUGGAUCAGCGAGUGCGUGCUCUUCGCGCGCAGCUUGUCGCGCGCAAGCGACUUCAUUUAUCAUGGGCACGACUCCUGGCUGAAGUAAGUUCCAAUUUGAGCUCUGUUCAUUGGCUUAGUCUUUUCUUUCAAGUGCCGUCUCAUUUGUUGGACAGGAGGCCGAAGGAAAGGGGCGUUUGCAUUGUGACUUGCAUACCACUGGUCGCAAUCUGCUUUGGGGAGCGGCACCUCUAA
Molecule: messenger RNA, 8163 nt
Organism: Dicrocoelium dendriticum
Lineage: Eukaryota; Metazoa; Platyhelminthes; Trematoda; Plagiorchiida; Dicrocoeliidae
Source: the annotation of a GenBank genome assembly